GCAUCGCAGGGCAGCGGAGGCAGAGCGCUGCGCUCGCCCGCACCCUGGCCGCCCGCGCGGCGGAGCCGGGAUCUGCGACUGGACGCGACGGGCCGCCGCCGGCCAGCACCGCCCGGCCGCCAAGAUGUGCGACUGCUUCCACAUGAUGCUGCCCACCUGGUCCGAAGCCCCUGGCAGCGCGUCUGGCCAGCAGUUGCAGCCUGAAGAGCCAGAUGCAGAAACCGCGGAGGACCAGUCCGUGACGGAAGGGUCUGUGGAUGAGAUCAUUCGGCCCCGGCCACAGGGGUCCUCGCCCGUCUACGAGUACGUGACUGAGGGCGCCGGCUUCGGACUCCCGUCCACGCAGGAGGCGACGGAGGGGACACUGAAGACCAAGGUGGAGGCCGGAGCCAGUGGCUACAUUGUCACGGGCGGUGGGGACCAGGGGAUCUUUGUCAAGCAGGUGCUGAAGGAGUCCUCAGCUGCCAAGCUCUUCAGCCUGCGAGAAGGGGAUCAGCUGCUCAGCACAACCAUAUUCUUUGACGACAUUAAAUACGAAGACGCUCUCAAAAUCCUCCAGUACUCAGAGCCGUACAAGGUUCAGUUCACAGUCAGGCGGCAGCUUCCCGCCCGGGAGGACGAGGAGGGAGCUUCCGGCGGCGCUCCGCGUGGCUCGAGGGGCAGCAAGAAGCAGGACCAGGAUAUCGCCGAAGGGCGCACGGAGACCCCCACGGAGACGCUGCAGGAGGAUGGAGACCAGGAGAGGCUCAUCUCCAAGCCCAGGGAGGGCAGAGGCAGGCAGCCCCAGAGGGAGCGGCUCUCCUGGCCCAAAUUCCAAGCUCUGAAGAGCAAGCGUGGGCCAGGGCCCCGGAGGUCGCACAGCUCCUCGGAGGCCAGCGAGCGAGGGGACGUGCCUGACCUGUCCCCCACGAGCACAGACACGGAGGCCCAGCUCCCGGAAGCAGGGCCAGGCAGGCAGCGGAAGAAAAGCUUCCCGAACCUGAGAUUCCGGGUGGGCUCAGGGAAGGGGCUGUCGGGCAGGGGAGCCCACGGGGGGACAGUCCAGGCUGGGGUCCUGGUGGAGACAGGGCCCCGGGAUUCCGGGCGAGAGGCCUCCAGGGCUGCCGCCCAUGGCGGGAGAGAGGACAGGACGGCAGGGGUGCCAGAGGCCGCCGAGCCCCCCACGGAGCCCGGCCUCCCCACUGAGGGAGCCCCCGGGGAAGGGGCCGGCCCAGCACCCAGACCCCGAAGAAAGACAAAAGAGGCCAAGGACAGGGGGGAGACUGUGCCCCAGGGAAACGCCGGGCUGGGCCCAGCGCCAGGACAGAGCAGGGAGGGGGCCGGGGAAGGCACGCAGGCGCUGGAGGCCGGCAUUGCCAGGCUGUCUCUGCAAGACUCAGCAGACCAAGGCAUCCACCAAAACCACCAACCAGAAUUCCAUGUCCGCAUACCCACUUUAAAGACACCCAAGUUUGGACUUUACAAAGAAAAAGUGCUCGAGAAAGAAGGAGCCGCGACAGCUCUCCAGCAGGGACCACGGCAGAGAAGGGUCUCUGCUGAGGGCACGGAGGCCAAGGGGGAGGAUGCAGGGGAAGCAGAAAAGCACAGGCCCAGACAACCCCCAGUCCAUCCGCCAGCGCAAGAGGGAGGAGCAACGGAGGAAGAUGCAGCCCAGAAGAGAGACGAGGACAGCAAGGGCGGGGGCCCGCACACGGACGAAAAGGAGGGGAAGAUGAAAAUGCUAAGGUUCAAGCUGCCCUCCUUUGGGUGGUCGCCAGCGAAGGAGGCAAAAGGAGACAAAGCGACACAACUCCAGGAAACAGAGAAGGAAAAGGAGAGCAGCAUCACAGUAGAAACGUUAGAGACGGAUGUGAAAGGCCAAGGUGGACUAGAGCGAGACGGCAAGUUCCAAAUGCCCAGGUUCAAGAUGCCGUCCUUCAGGGUGUCAGCGCCCAGCAAGUCCGUCCAGGCCGCCGUGGAGGUGUCCGUGCCCAAGGCCCAGGCCGAAGUGACCCUGACCUCGGUGCAGGCCGACGUCAAGACCAGUGACCUUAGGAUUGAGCAGCUCUCCACCGAGCUGGAGGUCAAGGCCGCCGAGGUGGGCGUGAAGCUCCCGGAGGGCCACCAUCCCGAAGCGGAGCCCAAGGAAGCAGUAGCGGGAAUCGGACUCAAGGGCCACCUGCCCACGGUGCAGAUGCCCAGCAUCAAGGCCCCCCAGGUGGACAUCAAGGGACCCAAACUGGACCUGAAGGACGCCAAGGGCGACGUGAAGGUCCCUGAUGUGGAAGUGUCACUGCCCAGCGUGGAGGUGGACAGCCAGGCUGAGGGCAUCAUGCUGGCGGGCGACAUGUCCCUGGGGGACAAGGAGGUGGCCGCCAGAGACAGCAAGUUCAAAAUGCCCAAGUUCAAGAUGCCGUCCUUCGGGGUGUCAGCGUCCAGCAAGUCCGUCGAAGCCUCCUUGGACGGGUCUGGCCCCAAGGCCCAGGCCGAGGUGACCCGGCCCUCGGUGCAGGCCGACGUCAAGACCAGUGACUUCAGCAUCGAGCUGCCCUCCUCCAAGCUGGAGGUCAAGGCCGCCGAGGUGGGCCUGAAGCAACCGGAGGACCACCUUCCCGAAGUGGAGCCCACGGAAACAGCAGCUGUAAUUGGACUCAAGGGCCACCUGUCCAAGGUGCAGAUGCCCAGCAUCAAGGUGCCCAAGGUGGACAUCAAGGCCCCCCAGGUGGACAUCAAGGGGCCCAAACUGGACCUGAAGGACGCCAAAGGCGAGGUGACGACCCCCGACAUGCAGGUGUCGCUGCCUAGCGUGGAGGUGGACACCCAGGCCGCGGGCACCAAGCUGGUGGGCGAUGUGUCCCUUGGGGACAAGGAGGUGGCCACCAGAGACAGCAAGUUCAAAAUGCCCAAGUUCAAGAUGCCGUCUUUCGGGGUGUCAGCGCCCAGCAAGUCCGUCCAGGCCGCCAUGGAGGUGUCCGUGCCCAAGGCCCAGGCCGAAGUGACUCUGCCCUCGGUGCAGGCCGACGUCAAGACCAGUGACAUCAGCACCGAGCUGCCCUCCACCGAGCUGGAUGUCAAGGCUGCCGAGGUGGGCGUGAAACUCCCAGAGGGCCACCCUCCCGAAGCAGAGAUCAAGGAAGCAGUGGCGGGAAUCGGACUCAAGGGCCACCUGCCCAAGGUGCAGAUGCCCAGCAUCACGGUGCCCAAGGUGGACAUCAAGGGCCCCCAGGUGGAUAUCAAGGGGCCCAAACUGGAAUUGCAGAAUGCCAAGGGCGAGGUGAUGACCCCCGACGUGGAGGUGUCACUGCCCAGCGUGGAGGUGGACAGCCAGGCCGCGGGCAUCAUGCUGGCGGGCGAAGUGUCCCUUGGGGACAAGGAGGUGGCCGUCACAGACAGCAAGUUCAAAAUGCCCAAGUUCAAGAUGCCAUCCUUCGGGGUGUCAGCACCCAGCAAGUCCGUCGAAGCCUCCUUGGAGGGGUCUGGGCUCAAGACUCAGGCCGAGGUGACCCUGCCCUCGGUGCAGGGCGACGUCAAGACCAGUGAUCUCAGCAUCGAGCUGCCUUCCGCCGAGCUGGACGUCAAGGCCGCCGAGGUGGGCGUGAAGCUCCCAGAGGGCCACCUUCUCAGAGCAGGGCCCAGGGAAGUGGCGCUGGGAAUUGCGCUCAAAGGCCACCUGCCCAAAUUGGAGAAGCCCAGCAUCAAGGUGCCCAAGGUGGACAUUGAGGGGCCCAAACUGGACCUGAAGGACGCCAAGGGUGAGGUACUCACAAAAUACCAGGUGACUCUCCCUGGAGCCGCUGUCUCCCCGGGGCUCCCUCUGGAAGCGGCCCCUUGUUCCCAGAACGAUGCCUAUCUUCCCAGCUCAGAAAGUUCUGCCAGUCUUCCAACCCAGGAGAGAGUUGCAGCAUCCCAGACUGACAGUCCCGCAGGCCCUGUGGACCCCAUGUUUCUUGCGUCAUACGGUCGGGUGAGUUUUCCUAAGUUUCAUCCACCAAAGUUCGGGUUUUCUGUCCCAGAAGCAGCCGAUGCAGAGGUGGAGGCCGGUGCCGGGGGUUGUGCCCCCUCUCUCUCCACUACUGGCCCUGCCCGGGGCCUGGACUCCACAGCUGUGCCGCGCAGCGCGUGGCCGUCAGCAGUGGCUGCAGGUGAGAGCCCAGCUAAAGAUACUGAACGUGGAGGGAAAGAUAGUCCCUUAAAAAUGCCGUGGAUCAAGCUUCCGUCAUUCAGCUGGUCCCCAGAGAAGGGGGCGGUGCCCCCAGAGGACCCUGAAUGCAACCUGGACGACGCAGAGAUCGGCGUGGCUGUGGACACGGGUCUCAAGGGCGUGCCCCCUGGGUGUCCUGUGUCUGCAGUGGAGGUGGCUGUGGACGCGCUUCCGGAGAAGGAUGGAGAGGAGAGUGGCGUGGGGUCGCCUGGCUGCGCUGUGCUGGAACACGCACCCCUCACAGGGCUCACUCCAGAGGGAGGGCCCGGCCUGCCACGCGGAGACCCCGCUGCUCCACGCUCUAGGCCCCCGGCGGGGGGUGGCGCUCCAGAAGGAGCGGACGUGGACCCCCAUCUGCCACAGGCCCACACUCCCCUUUUGGACUUUGUCAGACCCGACCUCAGACCCAGCAAGGCCAAGGUGGGGGGGAGCUCGUCAGCUGGUGGCCCUCCGUCUCCGGGACACAGCAGCCAAGGGCACGGGCUCCGGGACGGCCCGGCAAGCCAGCCUCUCGGCGAGGCGAUGGCCCCCUCAGUAGGAGACCCCCAGCAGCCGUCCUGCAGCCCAGCAGAUGUGGACGCUCCCGCGGUGGAGAGCGCGGCCUCGCAGGGGGGCUGGUUCAGGAUGCCCGCGCUCCGCCUGCCCAGCCUCCGGCGCCCCGCCAGGGAGAGGGGGGCGGCUGGGGCUCGGGGGGCGCCAGUGCCCGCGCCUGCUGCCAGCACACUGAGGGAAGGAGAAAGCCCAGCUCCAGUCAGGGGUCAGGGGGUUCCUGGGUCAGAGGUGGAAGAAGCUAUGUCCCUGCAGCCCCCAGAGGCAGGGGCGGACGAGGCAGCAGCGGAGCUGGCGUCCUACGCAGACGCAGACGUCCUAAAGAGAGGUCCUGGGGACAAACGCUCAGAGCUGCACCUCUCUCCUGCAGGGGCACCUGCUGCAGGCCUUUCCCCUUCCGAGGCCAGGGUCCGUCCAGGCGAAGGCUCCCUCCCUCUUCAGAUGCCUAGCAGCAGGCUUUCAGGAACCCAGGCCCCUCCUGCUGGGCCUGCAGGACCAGGCCUUGCUGCGGGGCAGGGGCGGGCAGAGGAAUGGCCCUCCCAGCCUGAAGGCCCCAUUAAACUGAAGGCGUCCAGGACCGCCGGGCCGUCCCAGGUUUCUGUCGUUAACAUGGGUCAGCCCUGGGAAGGCUCCGUGGUAACUGUCAGACUGCCCAGGUUAAGCGUGCCAAGGUUCGCCUUUCCUGACCCCAGCUCCGAGGCCGACGUCUUUAUCCCCGCUGUGACAGAAGUGCAGUGCCCGGGGAGCAGCCUUGCCCACGCCCUGCACGAGGGAAGCCCGGGAGUCUGGGGCGCCAGCAUCCUGAGGGCAGGUGCUGGGACCCCUGAGGGGCAGCCCGUGGCCCUUGGCUUCUCCCCGGAAGCUUCCCCCAUUUCCGAGGUCAGAGUGCAUGUUCAGCGUGCGCAGGGAGAGGGCCCCGAGGUCGCCGUCCACAGCAGGGCGACGGCAGAGUUGGCUGACCUCUCGGGACCCGAGGCUAUUUCCACCCAGGUCGUGCGGCAGUUGGAGAUCCCCGCGUCUGAGAUCCAAACGGCUUCUUACGGAUUCUCGUUGCUAAAGGUGAAGGUGCCGGAGCCCCGCACGCGGGUGAGUGUCCGAGACUCCCGGCUGAGGGACGGCCUGCAGGAGGCUUCCCAACAAGCCGCCCCGGGAGCAGAGCCCGCCUCUGGAGGUCCGCAGCCGGACACCGCAGGACCGUCUGAAGUGAUCUCGCCCAGUGUCGAUGUGCCUGGACAGCCAACGUUCACGCCCAAAGUGCACUCUGGCCGCCAGGGUGCCGACAGCUGCUGCGACAAGGCCGAGGGUGCAGAGGUUCUCGCAUUUCCCCCUAAAGAAGCCGGCGGGGAGGCAGCUACCUCCCGGGCAGAGGAAGGCUCGGCUCCAGGAGAGAAACCAGGAGGUAGAAGGUCUGGUCUGUUCAGGUUUUGGCUUCCGAACAUUGGCUUUUCUUCCUCUGCCGAAGAGCCACGCGCUGAUUCCAAAGGCGAGGCCCGCGCGGCGGCUGCCCUCCAGACACAGCCUGGGGCACGGCCCGAGGCAGAGCUCCCUAGGAAGCCCCAGAGGGCGGGCUGGUUUCGAUUCCCCACAUUAGGGCUCUCCUCCUCUCCCACCAAGAAAAGCGAAAGCUCUGAAGACGAGGCAGCUCUGGCGGAGCAAGACGCCCAAGAACAAGCGGCCACGUUCUUUGAUGCCCCAGAGAGCUUCUCUCCAGAGGGCGAGGGGGCCGGGGGGCCGGCGGAGACUGCGGGCGCCAGAGCGAUGGCCACGUCCACGGCAAGGACGGGGCUGGUCCUGCUGGAGCAGGACCCAGAGGGCGGGAUGCACCUGCACCCGGGCCCACCACAGAGUGAGGACAGACAGACAGACGAAAGGAGGCCCUGCGAAGCUCCCACCGUGAGGACGCGCAUGUCCACCUUGAUUCACAGCACCGAGAGCGAAGCAGAGGUGCCCGAGAGCGGCGGGGCCCCGCCCUCACACAGCCCCCCCGAAGUGGGACCCCAAACACGCCGGCCUCCCAGAGCCUCGGCAGCAGAGGCGGCACCCGGACGCCCCACGCGACCCCAGCCCCACGCGGGGUCCUGUGCCCCUGACGGUCUUGGUUAGACACGUGUUACUCGAGACCCCUGCCCACCAGGCCCUCGAGAACACAACUGCUGCUUGGAGAAGGGGCUGUGACGGCCGUGGGCGCAGAAGUCGUUUGGGGUUCAACUCCUGUCCUGCUGCUGCCUCCUGGUGAAGGUCGAUUCGCUCUUUCGGGCAGAGUCCGGCGUGUUCCAGGAGACCCCGCUCCCCGCUCGCUCGCAAGCCCCCACUCCGCUGUUGGAUGGCUCGCCGCCAGCGCGGCAAAUGCACGCCCCUGGGCUGGGGGCGGGCGAGCCAGCAGAGGUCGUUCAGACGGCCGUGAGUUCCCACGGGACGGUCUGUGGGCGUCCGCUUGCCCGCGGCACCCCCCCCCCCCGCGUGCCCGGCCCCUCAGUGUACCCGCUGCGGCCAGGCUGCAGACGGGACCUGUCUGGCUGCUCCCGGGACCCUGGACGGGCAAUAAAUCCAGUGCUGCUUCCCCAGUGCUGACUGUGAGGUGUU
Messenger RNA from Aethalodelphis obliquidens (Pacific white-sided dolphin), 7312 nucleotides. RefSeq names its product AHNAK nucleoprotein 2 (gene AHNAK2). Bases 125 to 6832 code for a protein of 2235 amino acids. Gene Ontology annotation, biological process: regulation of RNA splicing. Gene Ontology annotation, molecular function: protein binding. The record is from RefSeq and is a predicted model, not a curated record. Gene Ontology annotation, cellular component: cytoplasm; costamere; nucleus. NCBI's taxonomy places the organism in Eukaryota, Metazoa, Chordata, Mammalia, Artiodactyla, Delphinidae. The transcript has 7 exons.